This is a messenger RNA of Acipenser ruthenus (sterlet), 5511 nucleotides long. RefSeq lists its product as uncharacterized. NCBI's taxonomy places the organism in Eukaryota, Metazoa, Chordata, Actinopteri, Acipenseriformes, Acipenseridae. Gene Ontology annotation, biological process: neuromuscular junction development; positive regulation of protein tyrosine kinase activity. The record is from RefSeq and is a predicted model, not a curated record. Gene Ontology annotation, molecular function: protein kinase binding. The transcript has 15 exons. The coding region runs from base 708 to 3830 and encodes 1040 amino acids.
AUGUCACUGAACUAAAUGUGAUCUCUUUGCCUGUGUAAUAGGGUCGUCUGUGCUUCUUAGAAGUAGCAUUAGCUCUAGGUAUUUGCAUUGUUAACAGCUUUUAAUAUUUUCCUUGCACAUUUUACAAAAAGGAAAAUAACACUGUUUCAAGUAUCAAUGAAGUGAUUUUGCUUUAUUUUCUACAAUGAAUGCUUAUUUCUCUAUUACAAUACAACAAUUAUAUAUUAGAAGUUAGAAAAGUGGCAAAUAUCUAACUUGUAAUGGAGUGGCACUACAACUAAAACGAGGCUGAGUUAUAUUGAAUAUACUAUACUGUAACUUGUACCGGUACGUAGAUUUUUAAACAUUAAUUAAUAUUACAAGCAGUACGUUGUUUAAAUUCCACAAAGUAAUGGGGUUUAAGGGGGGUCUCCGUGUCAUUGGUUUCAAACACCUUAAAAACAAUUAUACUGCAACAGUGUAACACUGACAUUUUUAACACUUAACUUUUGAGAUGGGGGGUGGUGGACAGGACAGACCCGUUUAAUUUCGUUGUGUGUGUGUGUGUGUGUGUGUUCCUGUGUGUUCGUGUGUGUCUGUGUCUGGGUGGAAGCCGUGUCUCUCCCUGUGAGUGCUGAAAGCCGAUAAAGCUAUUUUGAAAGUGACCCUGCAUUCGGGAACAGGACAGAGCCGAGCGAGAGAGCAGCUGUUUGAAAUCAUGACUGAAGAUGACGGAUUCGGUUGUUGUGGAGGGACAAGUCAAAUUGAGAGAUGGAAAAAAGUGGAAGAGUAGAUGGCUCGCGCUCAGAAAACCCUCCCCUGUAGCAGAUUGUUUGUUAUUGCUAGUGUAUAAAGACAAGUCAGACAAGACCAAAGGACACAAGGAGAGGAGCAGCGUGACUUUAGAGGAUAUCUGUGGCCUGGACCCUGGACUCUCCUACGAAGGGAUGAGUCACACGAUGGCAAUCAUCUGCUUGACACAGGCAGUAAUGCUGGGAUUCGAAAACAAGGAGACGAUGUACGCCUGGGACGUUCGCAUCCGAUACAGCCUGGGAGAAGUCCACAGAUUUCAUGUAGUAGUGUUACCUGGCACCAAAUUGGAGAGUGGACCUGCUACGCUACAUUUGUGUAAUGACCACUUGAUUCUUGUAAGAGACGUCCCACCGACAAUUAUUGGACAGUGGAAGCUCUCAGACCUCAGGCGAUAUGGAGCAGUUCCCAAUGGAUUUGUCUUUGAAGGUGGGACAAGAUGCGGCUAUUGGGCCGGUGUAUUCUUUCUCGCCUGUGCCGAAGGGGAGCAGCUCAGCUUUCUGUUUGACUGUAUUGUUCGAGGCAUCUCCCCAACCAGAGGCCCCUUUGGACUACGGCCAGUUCUACCAGAUCCUAAUGCAAACCCUGCGAACAUGGAGGACAGAGUCACCCAUGAAACACUGGAGUUGGAGAAGCGCCUUAGCCUUCUGUCUCACUCGAGUCGGCAGAGCAGCACAGCAUCUACUUCCAGUUAUGGUGCGUCUGUAGCACUGGGAGACGAUAGAAGCCUGUCCAGCUCUUCGUCUGACACCAGUCACUCGGACACGAGCAUUGGGAGCCGGUUGGCAAUGUGGCCGGAACCUUCCCUGGGAAGUGCCUCCAUGGAGAGUCAUGAACUUGCAGCAGUGAAAAGCAUGCAUCCUGGGGAGGAAAAAAUGUACGCUGAGGUCAUGCGUGGCUCUAGGCCACCGCCUAAGCCCCCCCGGCCGAGGAAACCGCACGAAAUCGUCCGCCAGAGUUCUUCGGACAGUGGGAUUGCGACUGGAAGUCACUCCUCUUACUCUGGAAGCUUCUCUUCCUAUGCUGGCAGUCUGGAUAUCUGCCACGCAGAUGAGUUUGGAUCCUUGCUUAGCCUGCCGCUGAACUUUGCUUCAGAUCAGAAUUUGUGCACUUGCCAGCACGGUGAGCAUCCAAGGGCUGUGGGCUCCGAGUAUCAGGUUCCCAGCUCUCUGAAGCAUCUGUACGACACACCUAGGAGUUUAUUACAGGCAGCUACUGCCAGGGAAGUGCAAUGCAAGAGUUCGGUUUCCACGCUACUAAAGGACCAGGGCACCUCAACUCUACUUCAAAGUGCUACAGACACUAACGUGGCUGUGCCUGCGCAAAGGCCAGACAGGGGAUUGGCUGCAGCACUUUCUGAUUACGGAAGCACCAGAGACUCGGAUGAGACGUAUGUGGAUUACGUUCCAAGGUGGUCAGUUGCAAAGCAACAAGGAGAGAUGCUUGAAUGCAAAAGUAGCGAGGUGGCGCCAUCUGCUGAUGUCUCUACAGACCCUUGUGAAAUAUACAGCCCUCAACCGGGAGUUACAAGAGCUCUGUUUACUGUAUGUCCAGUCUGCGGAGGACUAAAGGGAACAACACUGUCACAUUCAGGAGUCUUAACCAUACCAGCUGUACCAGCAGGAUCUAAAUGUGACACAUCCGAUAAAAACUGCGGCAUGUCUUUGUACCACUCUCUGGAAUGUGCCAGUGCCGAGGAGAAUGAAAAUAGCAGCGAUGACAAUAGAGAAAGCACAGAAGGACCCGAAAGAACUCGUGAAGAGGGUAUUUAUGAAGCCAUUUGGGAAGCCAAAAGCUCACGCAAGAUAGAUCCAGAACACGACAGAACCAUGGAACAGAACACUGCUUAUAAGGACCAUGACAAGCACUAUGUAGAUGCAGGAUCAACUCCUGACAAGUUUAAAAAUAUCUUGAACAAAAACCAGCAGAGAGAUGGUAAGCAUUUCAGCAUCUCCUCAGGUAUGUGCAGCAAUUAUUGCACACUUGUUAACUCAAAUCCAAAGACUUGUGGACAACACCUAUAUGAACCCAUGGCAUCAACCCUAAGAUAUCUACCCUUAUCCAAAACAGACGUUACAAAAACCUUAACUUCUUCAAAGAAGGAACAGUUGCCAGACAUGCACAAUGAUAUUGAGAAUCAAGAUUACUCCUCUACUAAAGAGGCCAGUAAAGUGGAUUUUGAUGCACCUGAAGUAAAUUCAUCUACUGCCACCCCUAGGCAAAAUGCUGCACGUUUACAGAAGCCACUUCACAUUCUGAAAACAGUAGACCCUACAGAGUCACUCUCAGGAGAGAAAGAGAAGGACUUAAAGGAUCCAAAUGCAGUGCCGGUUACCAAAGUACUAAUGAAUUCAUCUGGGACACAUCCAUAUUCACAGCCUCCUGAAAGUGAUGAUCCAAAGCAGGAGGUCAGUAAUGACACAGAGACUGAAGAAGAUAAGAAACCAAAGAGAAAAGAUGAGAAACGAAAAACAGAUCUGACUGAGGGACGGGGAACAGAGAAGUCAACAGAGUCAGAUGAAAAAAGUGAAUUAAUGGCAAGCUGUGGACAACGAAAGAUCUUCCAUGAAACAGAAGGAGCUACUAUUUCAGUAGGUUCUUCUGGCACGCUGAGGACACACAGAGAGCACAGUUCACUUGCAGAUCCAAGGGGAACCUAUGAGCUAAUGGCCUCUGCGGUUGAAUCUCCAAAGAGAUGUGACUUCGGUCUUCUCGGAGAAUAUGGGGGCAUGUUUGCGUACCCAGUGGAUCUGCCUGUGCCGGACAGGCCCCGCGGUGAUGGAGUUACCUAUGUUAAUAUUCCUGUCAGCCCAACCUCAAAGAAACAGCUUCAUUACAUGGAAUUAGAGCGGCAGGAACCUGGUUCUGGAGCUAGAGGUAACACAAUACAUCUCCAUAAACAUAGAGGAGGCUCCACUAAAUACGCUCAGAUUGAUAUCACUGCGACAGAGACAGCUCACAAAGUGGGAACCCAGCACGCCCAGUUCAGAGAGGAGAGACUGCAGGAGCUAGAGCAGAAAAAGAGAGGGGCCCAGCAGUGAUCUAUUAGUGAAACAACCAUUUCAUGAACCGUACCUUACCAAAGAUCACGGUUUUACCUGAAUCACAACGUCAGGGCAAUCUAGAGAAUAAGGACUGGAGACGUGUACCAGGUCCACGGCACACCCAUUCCAGCAAGGGGAUUAUUUAACCCACUGAAGUAUUGCAGCAUAGCACUGCCAAAGAGUUUUGCAAUAAAAUUUGGUAUUUGGUAUGUUAAUUUUUUCUUUUUUCGUACUGAAAUCAGUUUUAAAAACAAUUCAGUACCAACAAAUAUACUGUAAGAGCGCGUUUAUACAGCAGUGUGGAGUAGUGGUUAGGGCUCUGGACUCUUGACCGGAGGGUUGUGGAUUCAAUCCCAGGUGGGGGACACUGCUGCUGUACCCUUGAGCAAAGUACUUUACCUAGAUUGCUCCAGUAAAAAUCCAACUGUAUAAAUGGGUAAUUGUAUGUAAAAAUAAUGUGUACAAAACUAAUGUAAUUUUAUGUAAAAAUAAUGUGAUAUCUUGUAACAAUUUUAAGUCGCCCUGGAUAAGGGUGUCUGCUAAGAAAUAAAUAAUACAUAAAUUCAGUAGCCUUUGAGCUUAAAAAACAAACAAAAAAGCAUGUUAGUACUGUACAGUUACAAUGCUUGACGUAUAGAUCUCUGAUUAUUAUCAGUCUUUCCUACAUAGGACACAGACACAAACAGCAUGAAAGGACAUAAAUAUGUAACAUUUAUAAACCUUCUCUAUUAAAUAGGCAAGGCAGGCAACAAAGUUGCCUCUUUUGUCUUCAAAACGCUCCACAGACCACAUUGAUUGUACAAGGAAUUUUACCUUUCCCUUCUGCAUUUUACAUUUUUCUGCUUCUUGUAAGAUUGGACAAUAAAAAAACGUGUGCCUUCAGAUAAUAUGCAAAUUAGUAAACUGUACCACUACUCAAAUGCUGUUUUAUUGAACAAAGGUUUGUCAAAUGUAGAGAUAUACGUAGUAAAAAGUGCUUUUAGUUGAUAUAAGAAUAAUUUUGUAUUGAAAGGGUCAAAUGUCUGAUCCUUUAGUUUAUUAGAAACAUGUUUGAUAAUUAUUUAUUUUGGUGUUAUAAGUAGGGCGUGUGUAUAUAUAUAUAUAUAUAUAUAUAUAUAUAUAUAUAUAUUUUUUUUUUUUUAAAGCCAUUUGCAGCAUACACUUGAAUAUCAUUGUUUUGUCUAUAAAAUAUUUUUCCACAGAAGCAUUCUGUUUAAAAAUAACAACUUCUUAUUUUUUGUAAUUUGUUGCCUUGGAUGAAAGUUUGUUCAGGAAUGUUUAAAUUAGGAAAUGUACUGUUUAAAAAAUGUCAGUAAGCUAGAUGCAUUGCUGCUAUUUGUUAUAUGUGAAUAUUUUUUGCAGUGUGUUGUAAUGUAGAUAUUCUAAUAUAGUUAUAUUUUUCUCAAAUACUCAAUAAAAUACAGUACCAUAGAUAAUAGGGCUGGAUAUCAGAAUGACUGUCCUAACUCAAGUACUCUACUUGAAAAAUCCUGUAAAUAAAUUCUCAGUUUUAGACAACCAGUAAUGCUUGAAAUACUAAAGACACCGUUAUAGAAAGAUAUUGUACAGAGUGAAUGUAAAUCAAAUAACACUAACACAGCCUGUCGGAGUAAUUUGUAUUUGUCAAUGUAUUUUCUUCUGACCUUUGUACCUCUUUAAUAAAUACAAAUCGAAUGCA